Molecule: messenger RNA, 1075 nt
Organism: Lynx canadensis (Canada lynx)
Lineage: Eukaryota; Metazoa; Chordata; Mammalia; Carnivora; Felidae
Gene: GP1BB
Product: glycoprotein Ib platelet subunit beta
Exons: 2
Coding region: 175-795 (206 amino acids)
Source: RefSeq, a predicted model, not a curated record
AUCUGGGGCCGCAGCGUCUGUCUACUGGGCCUCCGGGUUAUUUCUGGCGGGUGGCAGCGCUGUGGUCGGUUUGGCCGGGGUGCUGGGGCCUGGCAGGGGCGGGGCGGCAUUAUCACUUGGCUCUCCAGCCAACGCUCAGCGCUCCAGAACAAGCCAGGUCACCAUCCUCUCGCCAUGGGCUCCGGGCCGCGCCGGGCGCUGAGCCUGCUGCUCCUGCUGCUAGCGCCGCCCAGCCGCCCAGUCGCGGGCUGCCCCGCGCCGUGUGGCUGUGCGGGGACGCGCGUGGACUGCGGGCGCCGCGGGCUGACAUGGGCCUCGCUGCCCGCCGCCUUCCCGCCGGACACGACUGAACUGGUGCUGACGGGCAACAAUCUGACGGCGCUGCCGCCGGGGCUGCUGGACUCGCUGCCCGUGCUGCGCGCCGCGCACCUGGGCGGCAAGCCCUGGCGCUGCGACUGCCGCCUGGUGCCACUGCGCGCCUGGUUGGCCGGCCGGCCCGAGCGCGCGCCCUACCGCGACCUGCGCUGCGCCGCGCCCCCGGCGCUGCGCGGCCGCCUGCUGCCCUACCUGGCGGAAGACGAGCUGCGCGCCGCCUGUGCGCCGGGCGCGCUCUGCUGGGGGGCGCUGGCAGCGCAGCUCCUGCUGCUCGGCCUCGGGCUCCUGCACGCGCUGCUGCUGCUGCUGCUGCUGUGUCGCCUGCGCCGGCUGCGCGCCCGCGCCCACGCCGCACACCCGUUGUCGCUGACCGCCCCGCUGGUGGCGGAGACGGCCGGAGCCAGCGAGUUCUACGAGUAAUCCUGAGAGGCGCUGAGCGACGCGGACGUGCCAGCCCGACAGGACCCUGCUCCAAGGAGCCCUCGCCCUGACCCGGACCGGGGCUCGUCCUCCGCCUGGGCACAGUCUUCCAGACCCCCCCCCCCCCCCCUGCGGGCCCCGGGCCACACGCGCCCCUCUGCAGCGAGGCGAGCCAAAGCCCAGGACGCUUAGGCGGGUCAAGGGGGUGAGCCGCAGCCCAGCCCCUGCGAGGUUCCCCACACCAAACUCCAGUGCAGAAUAAACCCUUCUCCCAAUCUGA